CGGACUUAAAGGUUUCUUGCCACUGACUGCAACGUAACUGGUGUAAACUCUUCUUUGUCCUCAUCAAUCACUGUUUCGGGUCAAAUACCUCCGUUCAAAUUUCACUUGAUCCAAUUUCAAUCCUUACGUUCAAUUCUUUUAUCCAGGUGUUGUGACGAAGAAGAUGGAUUUAGUUUCAGGUUAUAAGGGGGUUGUCGGGCUCGUUUUUGGCAACGAUAAUUCUGCUUCGAAUGAAGAUAGCUACAUUGAGCGCUUGCUGGGCCGUAUAAGCAGUGGUGUCCUGGCAGAGGACAGAAGGUCUGCAAUGACUGAGCUUCAGGCAAUUGUAGCAGAAAGUAGAGCUGCCCAGCUAGCAUUUGGGGCCAUGGGCUUUCCUGUAAUUAUGGGUGUCUUAAAGGAAGAUCGGGAUGAUGUUGAAAUGGUUCGAGGUGCCCUAGAAACACUUGUUAGUGCUUUGACUCCUCUUGAUCAUGUAAAAGUGCCAAAUAAUGAAGUUCAACCAGCUUUAAUGAAUAAUGAUUUACUCUCCCGAGAAGCAGAAAGUAUUUCUCUUCUUUUAAGCUUGUUGUCAGAGGAAGAUUUUUAUGUAAGAUAUUACACUCUUCAAAUUUUGACAGCACUUCUCACAAAUUCUCCUAAUAGGUUACAGGAAGCUGUUUUGACCAUUCCUCGUGGUAUAACUCGGCUGAUGGAUAUGCUUAUGGAUCGCGAGGUGAUACGAAAUGAGGCCUUACUACUACUCACUUACUUGACCCGUGAAGCUGAGGAGAUUCAAAAAAUAGUGGUCUUUGAAGGCGCAUUCGAGAAAAUUUUUAGUAUUAUUAAGGAAGAGGGAGGCUCAGAUGGUGGUGUUGUUGUGCAGGAUUGUCUUGAGUUAUUGAACAAUCUUCUUCGUAGCAGUGCAUCUAAUCAGAUACUGCUGAGGGAGACCAUGGGCUUUGAUCCCUUAUUAUCAAUUUUGAAACUACGAGGAAGUGCAUACAGGUUUACCCAACAAAAGACAAUUAAUCUACUCAGUGCCUUAGAAACCAUCAAUUUGCUGAUGAUGGGAGGUUUGGAGACUGAUCCUGGGAAAGAUUCUAAUAAGCUGACCAAUAAAACAGUUCUAGUUCAGAGAAAAGUGUUGGAUCAUCUUCUAAUGUUGGGUGUUGAGAGCCAAUGGGCUCCUGUAGCUGUGCGGUGUAUGGCAUUAACGUGCAUUGGUGAUUUGGUGAUUGCACAUCCCAAGAAUCUUGAUGCCCUUGCAAGCAAAGUUCUUGGUGAGGAGCAACAAGUGGAACCUGCUCUGAAUUCAAUUCUUCGAAUCAUUUUACAGACUUCAAGUGUGCAAGAGUUUUUUGCUGCUGACCAUGUUUUUAAGAGCUUUUGUGAGAAAAAUCUUGAUGGCCAACUAAUGUUAGCAUCCACAUUAAUUCCUCAACCACAGUCAAUUAGUCAUGCUCCUUAUGAGGAGGAUGUGCACUUGUCAUUUGGAAGCAUGUUGCUACGAGGUCUUACAUUGGGUGAAAGCGAUGGCGAUCUUGAGGCUUGUUGCAGGGCUGCUAGUGUUCUUUCUCACAUACUGAAGGACAAUAUACAAUGCAAGGAAAGGGUUCUACAAAUUGAACUUGAUGCACCCACCCCAACUUUGGGAGCUGCAGAGCCACUGAUGCACCGUAUGGUUAAAUACUUGGCUCUUGCCUCUUCCAUGAAAAAUAAAGAUGGGAAGUCAGGUACUGCCCCGUUUAUUCAACUGAUUAUAUUGAAAUUGCUGGUCAACUGGCUAGCAGAUUGCCCAAAAGCAGUAAGUUGCUUCUUAGAUUCUCGCCCUCACCUAACAUAUCUGCUUGAGCUGGUGGCAAAUUCAUCUUCAACUGUGUGCACAAGGGGGCUGGCAGCUGUUCUCUUGGGAGAGUGUGUUAUUUAUAACAGGUCUAGUGACAGUGCGAGGGAUGCUUUUUCCAUUGUUGAUUCUAUAAGCCAGAAAGUUGGGCUUACAUCAUAUUUUCUGAAGUUUGAUGAGAUGCAGAAAAGCUUCCUUUUUACUUCUGUGAAUACAGCCCAACCCGAUAAACCACUGACAAGAUCAUCUGCUGCUAGUAUGGUGGAGAUUGAAGAUGUUGAUGAGAAUAAUUUGCCUGAUAAAAAGAAUGAAGACCAUCCACUUCUCUCAUCAGUGUUUGAUAUAAAUUUUGUUAAUUUUAUCAAGAGUCUGGAGGCAGAUAUCAGAGAAAAAAUAAUAGAUGUUUAUAGUCGUCCCAAGAGUGAGGUUGCAGUGGUGCCUGCAGAACUGGAACAGAAAAGCGGAGAGAAUGACAAGGACUAUAUCAUAAGACUGAAAGCAUUUGUGGAGAAGCAGUGCUCUGAGAUACAGAAACUCCUUGGUCGGAACGCAAGUCUGGCUGAGGACCUGACUAAGGCAGGUGUGAGUGAUUCUUCCCAACUUGAACAAAGGGCUAGUGGUGCCUCAGAGAGAGUCCAAACAGAGGCGCUCCGGCGAGAUCUUCAAGAAACAUCUCAACGUUUAGAGAAUCUGAAGACCGAGAAAGCCAAGAUAGAAUCUGAGGCGACCAUGUAUCAGAAUUUAGCAGCAAAGAUGGAAUCUGAUUUAAAGAGUCUGUCUGAUGCUUAUAAUAGUCUCGAAGAGGCCAACUUCCAUCUGGAAAAGGAGGUGAAAGCUUUAAAGAGGGGAGGAAGCUCAGUCUCUCCUGAUGUUGAGGCAAUAAAGGCAGAAGCUAGGGAAGAAGCCCAGAAGGAGAGUGAGGCAGAACUGAACGAUUUGCUAGUGUGCCUUGGGCAAGAGCAGAGUAAGGUGGAAAAGCUGAGUGCAAGAUUGUUGGAGUUGGGGGAGGAUGUGGACAAACUGCUUGAAGGAAUUGGAGAUGAAAUGGGGCUUCCUGAAGACGAGGACGGAGAAGAAGAAGACUGAUAACACUCUCUCAGUUAUAAAUUGUGAACUAUCUUCUUUCACCCAUCUCCACUCCAGGUAUGGUUGGUUGCUUUGACUCACCUUGUACAGUUGUACAUUUCUGAGUGAAUUGUACAGUCAAAGAUAACUAACGGUUUAAUAUCAUUCGUUUAGACCUGCUGUUCAUCCUGUUUUCUUACUGUAACAGUAAAAAUUUUUUUUGAUUUUUCUCA
Mangifera indica (mango) is the source of this 3120-nucleotide messenger RNA. RefSeq names its product golgin candidate 6. Gene Ontology annotation, biological process: vesicle fusion with Golgi apparatus; endoplasmic reticulum to Golgi vesicle-mediated transport; transcytosis. The transcript has 20 exons. Gene Ontology annotation, cellular component: ER to Golgi transport vesicle membrane; endoplasmic reticulum; cytoplasm. The record is from RefSeq and is a predicted model, not a curated record. NCBI's taxonomy places the organism in Eukaryota, Viridiplantae, Streptophyta, Magnoliopsida, Sapindales, Anacardiaceae. Bases 164 to 2908 code for a protein of 914 amino acids.